This is a messenger RNA of Letharia lupina, 666 nucleotides long. RefSeq lists its product as uncharacterized. The coding region runs from base 1 to 666 and encodes 221 amino acids. The record is from RefSeq and is a predicted model, not a curated record. Lineage: Eukaryota; Fungi; Ascomycota; Lecanoromycetes; Lecanorales; Parmeliaceae. The transcript is spliced from 2 exons. Gene Ontology annotation, cellular component: mitochondrion. Gene Ontology annotation, molecular function: nucleic acid binding.
AUGGACGGCCUACGAAGAUGCGUCAUAUUUGACAGUUUCGGAUCGACACUCCCGCGCCUUGAAUUCCGAGAUCUGACCCGCACAGGCGGUCCUGAUGACAAGGGUAUUGAUCUACUGGGAAAAUGGCUGCCAUUGUCUCUGCAGUACACCAAGUCCCCACCCCUAAACGUGGUGGUGCAGUGCAAAGCUGUAGCGCGAAAGGCUAGCCCGGAGAUGAUCAGGGAGCUUGAAGGGACCCUUGCUGGCGCGCCGGGUGAAUGGAGGGGAGAAGAUACGAUCGGGCUGUUGUGUGCGAAGAGGGAAGUUACGCGUGGGGUGAGAGAUGCUCUGAGGAGGUCGAAGAGGGCCGUGGUCUGGAUCAUGAUUGAGGAUCUUGACGAUGCCAAGAAGGACAGGAAGGGAAGUGGAGACGAGGUUGAAACAGAGGCUGGAGACAGCAAGGAAGUGCAGGAGGGAAAAGGAGGAAGGAUCAGGCAGAUUUUGUGGAACGAUCGGGUACAGGAGUUAGUAGGGAAGGUCACAGGGACCCGCGUGAUCCAUAUACCUGGAGAGGAUGGAGGGCGAAUGGAGACGGAAGUGCUCAUGUCAUACAACGGCAUGUUGGCGGUAGCUGACGAUGUCGGAAAAAGACUGGGGGACGAUAUUCCAGGUUCCUCGCAUCUAUGA